AUGGCGACACCCAAUCGCAACGAUGAUAUUCCGACUAUCGAAGAGUUAUCCGAAAUCCAGAUUGCUGAUAUUCAUAACACUGUUAGUCUUUUCACUGUUUUCUGUUUCCUAAUUCUGUCUGCUUCUGAAAUUAGACUAAUUAGCGUAAAUCUUAAAUUUUAGGAAAAGAAACACGAAAUGAGGCAGAAGGCUUACUCUCUGCCUGAACGACGAACGGCCCAUCAUGAUAGCAAGAAACAAUCGCGUUUCGGCACUAUCAAACAAUCUGUGAAACGACAAAUUUCUGGAAGUAUUAGGAGGUACGGCCUGAAAAUAUUUUCACGUUUUUGCAUCUAAUUGGAUGUUUUCUGAAAACUUUAAACGUUUUGUACUCAUGUCUUGUUUUUUGAAAAUUAUGUCUGAUUCAACAAAAAUGGAACAGUAUUUUAAGUUCCAACAGAAAAAAGAGACUAAAAUGUUACCUAGACUGAGUAAUUUCAGUAUUGGAGCGUAUGCUGGAAGAAUAGCAAAGCCAGCGAAUGCGUACUUCCGCUGGAAUUUGCUUUUCACGUUCCUCAUAUUCUUCUUUAUCACAUCAGCCAUUUGGAUUCCAGUGAUUCCUGCGCUCAAUGUAAGAAAGUUGACUAGUAAACCGAAUAUUGAACAGAAACGUUUAGGAUUUUGCGCUGGAAAUCGUGACAAUCAUCUCAAUCAUUCUGCAUUCGCUGUGGAUUAUUGCAAUCAUCAACGCUUUGAGAUACACUUGGAGGCUCAGAAGAUUUGCCAGCCAUGAAAUCAGACUUGACUUGGUAAAUUAAACACUUUUUGAUUAUUUUAUAGUCAACUUAUUAUUGUAGAUCAAAAACGAAGCUGGAAUCAAAGUGAAACAUCUGGUGGGUCUUUGUGUUUACAAGGAACCGCUGGAUUUGCUCAUGGAUACGAUCGACAGUAUCGCUUCGCAGCCGAAUGCCAAAGAAAAGAUCUCGUGUCUGGUGGGAAUGGAAGGCGGGACUCCUGACAAGGAAGAGGUGGGUGUUCUGCUCACGACAAGCAACAAAUUGUCAUUUCGUUUAGAAAAAGCGAAUCCUCGACGACAAAUACGGGCCAAAGUUUGAGCGGUUCAUUGUCACAUUCCACCCCCGUGGUCUGCCCGGAGACAUUCCAGGUAAACAGACCGGCAGUAGUAGUGCAGUAAUUGUUUGAUUUUCCAGGAAAAUGCUCUAAUUUCAACUACGCGGCAAGAACUGCGGUCAAAAUGUUGCGAGCUGACAAGAACUAUCCACUUGAAGAGUACGAUAACAACGUCGAGCUGAUUGUGACCACCGGAGAUUGCGACAGUGUCUUCGGAGACAGAUACUUUGACGCUUUGGAAGAGGACUACUGGAAGCUUUCGGCAAAACAGAGAUCCUACACUGUCUGGCAAUCACCUCUUUUCUACUGCAUCAACUUGGACCAAUCCCCGUUCUUCGUCAGAGUUACCGGACUGCUCAGAGCCUUCUUCAUGAUGGGAUACCUCAUCCCGUGGAACAUUAACACCAUGAGCAUCUUCUCGCUGACUCUCAAACUUUUCGAGGAAGGAGAGUACACCCAUCCAGGAUAUCAAAUGGACGACAUCAUCGCUCUGAUCAGAUGGUCACUGGCUGUUCGCAGAAAGUGUGUUAUCCGUGCAAUCCCAGUGGCAACUCUGUCCGGACCAACUAGCGGUACGAAAGGGAAGUAACGUUUUUUUAUAAGUCUAGAUUGUUUUAGGAAAGAAUUACGUCGAUGAGUGGUACGAGUGGGCCCGACAGAUCAGAAGAUGGACCAUCGGAGCUGCUGAAGUGUUUCAUUACUUUGCCAUCAAGUUCUUCCGUCUGCCAGUCUCAGUUUCCAUCUCAUUCGCUGCCAAGUUCGUCUUCUACUACGGUUUCCUGCUCUGCAUCGCCUCUGUCUACACUAUCGUCGCUCCUCUUGUGGUACACUGACCACUCAAACAUCACUUUCAAUACCUCGUCGUUCUUUCAGACCCCUGUCAUGUUAAAGGCAGUUGACCACGGUGUGCACGGACUGGUUAUUCCGAACAACAAAGUUUUCAUGAUCAUCAUGUUCGGCUUCCUGGGACUCCAGUAUAUCUGGUUCUUCCUUGUUUUCCUCAUCAACUACCUCUGUCAACCGGUAAUAUCCGUCAAAAUGACCUCUCCCGUUACAAUAGGUGCAUUCAGGUGUUCCCCCGACAGACCAAAGACAAGACCGGUAUUAUCCGCAACAUUUUCCAUUGGUUGAUGACAUGGCCGACCCUGGUGAUGUACUGCUGUGUGGAAUUAGUUGCCUUUUUAGAGGUGGAUGCUUUCGGCCAGCAAUUAAAAUAAUUACCAACUACUUUACAGGUUACGGUUCGCGGCAAAUCCGUUUGUUCGCAUAAUGCAUCGAAGAAGGACAAUCUGGUCGCCCCAGUGCCCAGCAAACAACCGGAUCGAAUGGAAGUGUGA
This is a messenger RNA of Caenorhabditis sp. 36 PRJEB53466, 2447 nucleotides long. Lineage: Eukaryota; Metazoa; Nematoda; Chromadorea; Rhabditida; Rhabditidae. The record is from the annotation of a GenBank genome assembly.